Molecule: messenger RNA, 2394 nt
Organism: Mytilus trossulus (common blue mussel)
Lineage: Eukaryota; Metazoa; Mollusca; Bivalvia; Mytilida; Mytilidae
Product: monocarboxylate transporter 14-like
Exons: 7
Coding region: 330-2096 (588 amino acids)
Biological process (GO): monocarboxylic acid transport; transmembrane transport
Cellular component (GO): membrane
Molecular function (GO): monocarboxylic acid transmembrane transporter activity
Source: RefSeq, a predicted model, not a curated record
AAAGAAUCAUAAUAUGGAAUAUUUGAAUAUACAAUUACAAUUGACCUUUUUACUAAGGUAAAUGACAUAUAGGAGUAUAAAAGCACCCAGCUGUUUAUGUUUCCUGUUAUGUUCAUAUAUUAUUGACGAUACAUACAGUCAGCAGCAUAAACGAUCAUUGAACUCGGAUAAUCUGUAGUGUGGAUAUAAGGGAAAAUACUCCGGUUUAAACUAGGUUUAUAUUAACUGUCAGUAAUGGGAGUUUCUACUUACACUCGACCGAGUAUGUGAAGUAGAUUUCCUGACCAAAAGCGUCUACAAAUCAAUAUUCGUAGUUUGUGCAAAAAAUAAUGGAAGAAAAAGAAAAGAAAUAUAACGAGGACUUAGAUGAUGAGGAUCUAAUCCCGACACCCCCAGACGGCGGGUGGGGAUGGAUGGUAACAUUUGCAUCGCUUGUUUGUAACUUUAUUGUUGAUGGAAUUGGUUACGCCUUUGGUGUUCUACUGCCGAUAUUUGCAGAACAUUUUGAGGAAUCGAAAGGAAAAGUUUCUUUGGUUGGCUCUCUAUUGUUUGGUGUAUAUCUAUGUUCAGGUCCCAUAGCCAGUGGUCUUGUGAAUAAAUUUGGUUGUCGUCCGGUCACAAUUGCAGGAAGUAUAAUAGCCUCGGUUGGAUUUUUAUUAGGAUCCUUCGCUCCUAACCUUAACAUACUUAUAUUAACAUAUGGAGUUCUUGGAGGUCUUGGUUUUGGUUUGAUCUACUUGCCAUCUAUUGUAACAGUCGGUUUUUAUUUUGAGAAGAGACGAGCACUUGCUACGGGGAUCGCAAUGUGUGGUUCCGGAAUUGGGACAUUCGUAUUUUCACCGUUAAAUGACUAUUUGUUGGGACUGUAUGGUUGGAGAAACUUACUUUUUAUCCAAUCUGGAAUAAUUUUAAACGGUGUUGUGUGUGGAAUGUUAAUGCGGCCACUGAAAGUAAAACCCAGAAAGCGAAGUAAGAAAAACGCACUAAAUAAACAUUCAAAACAAAUGUCUGAGGAAAAUCGUCAAAGGACAGAAUCGGAUCCAGAUGUUUAUGAAAGAAAAAUAAUGACAGAUUUGCUAAGCAAAGACCCGUCUAUAAGGGAAAUUACUAACGGCAGAGGGUCUUUACCGGAAGUUCAUUUUGUAAGCACUAAAAGUAAUGAAAGCAAUUCAAAUAUGAAAGAGACAUACCAACCUUUGAUAAUAAAAGAAAUUAUUCCUAGGACAACUCGAAGUAGAGCUGAUUCGCAACCCUCAGUGAUGCAGCACAGAAUAGACUUUGCAAGACCAAUGUACAAAAAAGAUAUUUUCUACAGUGGAAGUAUAGAUAGAAUACCACAGUUUAGAUCUCAGCCUAAUGUUCAUAGUUAUGUAGCCAGUAUAACAUCUAUUCCGGGAAUAGACGAACCAGAGAGAUCCUCACUUUGGGACAAAUGUACAUGCUUGCCCAAAACUGUGACUGAUAUUCUCAAGGAAAUGUUAGACUUUUCAUUAAUGUUGAAAAUCUCGUUUUUCAUGUUGUUCAUAGGGAACGUUUUUGCGUGUACUGGAUAUUUCAUUCCAUUUAGCUACAUAGUGGACAGGGCUGUACAGAUGGGUAUUUCCAGUUCUAAUGCUGCUUUUCUGCUCUCAAUAAUGGGAAUCACCAACACCAUAGGAAGGGUCCUGUGUGGAUUUCUCGCUGAUCUCAGUUUUGUCAAUCCAUUAAUUCUGAACAAUGCAAUGCUAGUACUAAGCGGUGUCGUCUUGUUUAUGGAGCCACUUUGUACAACCUAUGCAAUGCUGGUUGGAUUUUCUGUCAUAUAUGGUUUAUGUAUAGCUGCAUAUAUUUCCCUGACUUCUCCUAUAAUAUGUGAUCUCCUUGGAAUUGGUAAACUAUCGAAUGCGUUUGGUCUACUUAUAUUAGCCAGAGGUGUGUCAGGCAUAUACGGUCCUCCUUUAGCAGGUGCAGUUUUCCAAGCAACCAGUAACUACGAUGCUUCAUUUUACCUUGGGGGAGGAAUGUACUUAUUGAGUGCAGUCUGUCACAUGGUGUUACAUUUUCCAUGCAUUAAAAAGGACGAACAAAGGAAAGAAUUGAACAUAGUAUUAGCAUAGAACAGAGGAAAAGUGAUAUUCUUUCUUUACACAAAGGAGAAUUUAGAUCUCUAGUCUAACAUCGUAAAUCAUAUGUGUUAGGUCACAUGAUGUGUUCAUAGAUUCACGUGACUAACAUACAUUUGCUCAAUAGCGAUCUUGUUAUCCUGCGAGAAAAAAAUCCGAGGUCAAAACGUAUAAGGCUUUAGCCAAUGAACAACGGACUACUAUAUAUUAUGUUUUUUGAUUUUCUAACUUUUUUACAGAAGAAUAAUAAAUUAUGCAUAAUUAUGAUAGAAUAUAAACAUAUUUGGUUUUU